Pelobates fuscus (common spadefoot toad) is the source of this 422-nucleotide messenger RNA. Its product is annotated as prostate stem cell antigen-like. NCBI's taxonomy places the organism in Eukaryota, Metazoa, Chordata, Amphibia, Anura, Pelobatidae. Bases 1 to 363 code for a protein of 120 amino acids. The record is from RefSeq and is a predicted model, not a curated record. The transcript is spliced from 2 exons.
AUGUUUUUUCUUCAUCCUCCAGGACAAGCCUAUCAAUGUUACACGUGCAAUAUGGCUACUAAUGAUGCAGAAUGUAUGCAAGUCACCAACUGCUCGUCCCCAACUCCCUACUGCGGGUCCGUAGUUGUUGAUGCCAGCUUUAUAAAGGUGGUGAGCAAGUUUUGUUCGGCAGCAUGUGUUAACGGCAACCAGAACGUUACUAUACUGUCUAGUACAGAGAGGUGCUGCCAGUCCGACUUAUGUAACGACCAGUCCAUCGGCAACAACAACUUCGAUUUUGGCAGCGGUGCAAGUGGAAUGACCAGCAACAUUUUUCUCAUCUUCGCAUUCCUCCUCAGCGUCAUAACCGUACUGAGCAUAUAAGGGAUCCAUCAGUGAUUUAUUGUAAUAUCUCCCCAAAAAUCAGUAAAUUUUAAUAUGGU